Dioscorea cayenensis subsp. rotundata (Guinea yam) is the source of this 612-nucleotide messenger RNA. RefSeq lists its product as uncharacterized. Lineage: Eukaryota; Viridiplantae; Streptophyta; Magnoliopsida; Dioscoreales; Dioscoreaceae. The transcript is spliced from 2 exons. Gene Ontology annotation, biological process: mitochondrial respiratory chain complex III assembly. The record is from RefSeq and is a predicted model, not a curated record. Bases 1 to 474 code for a protein of 157 amino acids.
AUGGCUUCCUCCUUACUGUGUAGCCCGUUGAAGUGGAUCCGCCUCCUCGCCGGCGCCGGAAUCGCGAGGCGCUCCCUGCACGAGGGCCCCGAUACCAUCGAAGAACUCCUCGACAGACACCUCGUCAAGAACACCGGCAAGACUGCUGACGAUGAGGACGAGCUCGCGGAGCGACGGCGGCUGACGAGCACCCGGCGGGAGGCGCUGGCACUGUACCGUGACAUUUUUCGGGCGUCGCGCUUCUUCUCGUGGCCCGACGCUCGCGGGGUUAUCUGGCGAGAUGUGCUCCGAGAGAACGCCCGCCGUGAGUUUGAGGAAGCGCGGUACGAGCGCGAUCCGGAGAUCGUCACCCGACUUUUGAUUGGGGGACGAGAGGCUGUGGAGAAAGCUCUGGAUAAGCUUGUGGAGACGCAGAGGAAGAGGUUGGCGGAGGCUGAGGAAGAGAGACGUGGAGGCGGGAGGAGGUGCCCCUGAUUGGAUUGUGGAGGUGGUUGAGGAUCUUCAAACUAAAGAAGAAUAUACUACAAGGAUUGUGAACAAAGUCUAAUUUCAAGACUUGAAUUUGUUAAGAGGGCAAACAAAAUGUGACAUUAGAAUAAUGGAAGCUUAUCA